AAAUGAGACACUAUUCUAGCGAUCUAUCAGACAUCCGUGCCUAGACAUGUUCGCUGGACGCGCCGCUGCGCUCAAAUCAAUCAGAAACAUUUGACAUCAGCCAAUAUUCAGCUCUUACUACUUUGGGCUGGAAAUUAAAGCUGAAUAGAAGGUCCUUCCGUUCCUCAUAGUGGUUGGGAUCGAGAUGGCUUCCCCGAUCUAGAGCCAAUAUCGUUAGGGGUAGCCGAAGAUCAGCUUGAGUUCGUGAAUACAAGAGGAGCCAACGUAUUUCUAAAUGACUUAAGAGGGGAGACAAACCUGAGUGAGCUGUUCCAAUAACUUUUCAUCCAUAGAUACCUAAUGUUGGGACUUCGUAGAAUAGAGCAAAGUCUGCGGAACCGCAGGUCCAUUUCUUCCUCCCACUCCUCGCAGCAUUCCGCAGAAGAUACAAAGACAGAACCAACUAUGCCUUCUCUCGUCAAUGGUAGCCAGGCGUCCUCGGACGUAGUCAAGCAGACUACUACGUCCACGAACAAUGUGGAUGUUAGCAGUUCUACCGCUAUUCAGACAACUAAUCACUCCGAACGUAGAUCCUCAAUGCGGAUCCAGGUUACUCAAACUAUUAAAACAACCAAGAGGGUCAGGGCAAGGCUAGUCCACGAGUUAGAUGAGGUCGAUGAAGCAUACCUUCAACGGAUUGACCUCCAGGCCUAUCUACGACACAUCGCAAAUGAGCGUAUUUUUCAUAUGCCCAAGCGAGGUAGCCAGUGGGAUCAAGUUCUGAAGGAAGCCGAAUUCUUUGGACUCCAAAUCGACGAGUUUACCGCAGCGGUUCAGGAAUUCAUUACCGAUAGUAUAACCACGAGGGAUACCGCACUUGCGAGUUGCUAUCUCCUCCUUCAGCUCGGCUGUGAGCAAGCUCAAGCUCUUGAACCCACCUUCAGUACUUUGUAUGAACUAGGUCAACUUCUCGCAAACACGCUUGAACUUCGUUCUUUGUUCGUACUGAGCGAGGAAAUUGCACAAGCUCUUAGCGAGGUGAUCAUUCGCCUCAUACACCUACUUGGCGAUAUCGCAAUAUUUUAUCAUCAACGUAUCAGCCGCUUGUCUAAGGAGACCGUGACGAUUGACUUCGAUCGCGAAUUUGGGGACCAACUAGAGGUAAUAUGCUCCAAGAGGGAACAACUCAUCUACAAAAUCUGGAGCUAUAAGCUCGGGGGUGAUAAUGUUGCAGGCGACGUAGUAUCGCUUCAUCGGGAGUUAGGCUCUGGUCAAACUCAUGUGAAAUCCUACCUCUAUGGUCGCAUAUCGGAUAAAAAGCGUCGUGUUGAAAGAACAUGUGAAUGGUUAGAAUACGACCUUGAAGAAUUCGCUGAAAAGGAUGAGAAAGUCCUUACAAUUACGGGAAGCCCUGGAUCGGGAAAAUCUAUGCUCGCAGCAUGGACACGACAGCAACUGGAAAGGCCAACUGGCCAUUUGGAGAAGCACAGGAUCAUUUCUUACGAAUUCACUGCCGAUUACCCCGAAAGAUCCACCACUGUUUCUGCUUUGAAGAGUUUGCUCUCACAAUUACUCGAAAUUAGCAUUGGAGACACUCAUCUUUUCGAGAAAUUAUCUUCUCUCUUGCCAGAGAAGCAUAAUGAGAAGGAGUUCGUCAGCCAAUUGUGGGUUAUACUCGAAGAUGGCUUGAAAACAAUCGAUAGAAAGAAAGCCAAGGUUGCAAUUGUCAUCGACGGCCUGGAUGAGAUCGUCGGUGGAGAUGUUGCUGCCUUGGAGUUCUACAAAAAUAUUCAUCAGGUCGCCAAAAAUCUAGAGAAAAUUCGCGCGUUCACAUUCUCUCGCCAUAUAUCGCACCUCGGCCAGUUCGAUAGUAGACAUAUCGUCGUUACCCCGGAGCUUGUCAACGAUGACAUCCAACGGUAUCUAUUGGAUGGUCUUUCCAAGCGUAGUGUUUACGCUUCCGAGAGCGACACCAAACGUCAGGAACUAUUACUUCAAUUGGUGUCUCGCGCCAAAGGCUCAUUCCUGUUUGCAUACUUGUCACUGAAAUUGAUCGACGCUGGUGUCGAUUUUGAUUCAUUCCACAAGUUGAUCCAGGUCACCAAGCCCGAUCCAAGUGAGAACCAUCAUAGCCUCCUUAAAGAGCUUAUUCACAGGACCAACUUGAAAGAUGCCCAUACUAACAGCCUCUUGACAUUCAUGGUUGCAACCGAGCGGCCGCUACAGCUUGAGGAAGCAGAAGAUUUAUUGAGCGUUGACCUUUCCAACCCUCGAGCAUCCUCGCGCGCUAACGUGCGCAAAGUACUGGCUGCUACCAAUGGGCUUCUAGUCGAGUAUAAAGGGAUGGUUCGGUUUAAACAUUCUAUCGUGCGAAAUUAUGUCCGUGAGCUUUGCGGAUCAGUACUUGUCUUACUCAAAGAUUCUCAUCGAAUACUGACGAUGACUCUAUUGCUGUUCGCCAAGAAUAACCUUACGCAAUCGUGCGAGCCGUCAUUUGACAUUGUGAAUAGAGGAACUAUCGACCAGGCCUAUAAUUCCCACGCUAUUAUGCAAUACAUCUCACAAUAUUGGAUCAUUCACUUUAAGAAAUCGUCACUCAUCAGUACGAAAGGGGAUUUGGCACUAACACAAGAUUUCAAGAGCGUUUUCCCAGAAUCCACGUUUUUCGUCAUGACAGAGUGGUAUAGCUGGCAAAGCCAUCCCACAUCUGAUUUCAUCCAUUUCCACGACUUAGCACUCAGGAUUCGCUCUGCCUGCUUUGGAGAGAAGCAUCGCACAAUUCUGCAGAGCCUCAUAAUCCUCGGUAUCACAUACCGCUCACGAUCAGAGGAUUUCAAAGCCGCUGAAUUUUUCUAUCGUGCAUCAUCUGUUGGCCGCACUGUACUUUACAAGUUCAGUCCUUUGGUGGUUUCCUGCACAGUUGCGUUUUUGACUUGCACUGAAAAGAUGUCUAUCAACACACGAACCACCCUUGUCACUUAUCGCGAGGAGAUGAUUCGCUUCUAUAUUGAGGUGUGCAAAGGACAAUAUGGCCGCCACUCUGACCAGGUCAUCCGGUGGAGCGAAGCCCUCGUUGAACUCUACCGAAGCAUCCGAGAAGAACAUAUGGCAGCAGUGAUCCUCAAAGAACUUCGUGAGAUAACCAUCAUUCGCUUUGGACGUGGCUCCGAUAAAACCCGUGGUCUGACUAGGGAACUUGCCGAAUUGAACGUUGUUCUUAAGAAAGGAAAGACGCAGCAGACCAAGGACCAGGACGAUGAGCUUCUCUUCGAAGCUAGCGAAGGGGCAGAACUGACAGAUGAAUGGCGAAUCGAGAUCAUCCUUCAGUUCGCGAGGGCCUAUGAAUCGGAACACAAAUUCAUCCUAGCGGAGAAGCUUUACGUCGCUCUUUGGAGUCGGAUCUGCACAGCUUGUCGACAGAAAACAACUGUUGAAUUGCAACUAGCUCAACUCAACAUCGCGCUUGAGUAUGUUCAUUUCUUACAGCGUCUUAAGCGAGGGAGCGAGGCUUGUAAUAUCAUGGUCUGUGUCUGGGCUGAAUACGAGCACCGCAAGUUCGAGUCAAAGAAAAUUCUCCUUCGCCUCAAGGAGCUAUCGGUGUUGUUCCGAAAAUUCGGAUUGCUCGCAAUCUCGGUUUCAAUUCUCAAGAAAGCCUGGAGCUGGUUCAAAGAACGUAAAAUGACCGAGACAGAGGAAGCGUACGAGACGACAACUAUUAUUACUGAAGUUGUUAAGGAAAUUACUGAGACAACUACCGAGGUGACUACCACUACGACUGAAACUGAGGCCGUUACCCGAGAAGUCUACGAGACUACUUAUACUCGAGCUAAGUCUGGCAAGGUGGACCGCCACUUCUUCAAAGCAUCCCUAGCCCUAGUUAACCUGCACAUAAAACUUCAACAAUGGUCUGAAGCCGAGGUUGUUCUCCGGCGGUCUUUGGAGAUUAUGUGGAAAGGUGUCCUGACUGUUGAUGAGAAAUUAACUCUCGAAGGGAGCUUCACCUCCGAAACAGUAACGACUGCGUUGAGCUUGGCUCUUUGCUAUCAUCGCCAGAGGAAGUUUGAUAAGGCACAGCAAAUCUACCUACGGGUGUGGAGAGCAUGCCUUGUUUCCUUGAAAGCCGAAGACGCCCUACUUAUUGAAACCACCACAAAGCUCAUAGCUUUCUACGAGGAAUUCCAUCGCUAUGAAGAGAUUAUCGAAACUCACAAACAACUUCUCCAACACUAUCGCCAGCAUCUUGGUGUAACGCACAAGUUGACUAUACAAGUCCUCUACAAGCUCGCAUCUACAUACCGUCUUCUUGGGCGUAAGGAGGCAUACGAGUAUUACUGCGAGAUUGUGAAAACUUACACUCACAACGGUAUUUGUCGCCAUGAGGGCUUUCAAGCCGCCAAUAUUGUCCUCAAGUACUACCGUGAAGAACAACGUUGGAAAGAGCUUCAAGAUCUCUGCGUAGUUCUAUGGACUAGCAUUACCAAACACCACCACGAGCGCAAGGUUUCGGAAGAAUUCGUGAUAACGAUAUACGAAGCGUACCGAUAUGUUCUAGAAUUCCAUUCUAAGGUGGAAUUUUCGGUCUUAUACAAGCUCACCGUCGAGUAUCGUGAGACCGUUAAGACUAUCUUCGGUGUUUCAGUUGCGAUAUACUUGACAGCGUCAAUAGCUCUGGCAGAGAUCUGCGAGAAGAGUGAGGAGCGUUAUGUUGAAUCGGUUACCAUCUAUGAGGAAGUAAUAACGAGGACGAAGACUGUUACCACCCUCACGGAGACCAAGAUCCGCACCAUUAAGAAGAGGCUCUCUACGCUAUAUGUCACCGUCAUUACACGUGGGAAGAAGACCGAGAAAUCCACUUUCGAACGAGCGAUUGAGGUGUGCUCCGAGACAUAUGAGCAAUACAAGAUCGAGUUUGGCUGGUGGCAUGAGGCGACGCUGCUCAAGUUGAAAGAACUAGUCUUGCUAUACAGUAAAUACGACGGUGGCAAGACGCAGGUCAUAGUUCAGAUGCUGCAAGAGAGUGUCGUCAAGAUACUCACUUCUACUACGGUCGCGAUUGAGCUAUAUAAAGCUGCUUUGACCAUUGCAUCUAUCUAUAAGACCGUCAAGCUUGAGAGUUCAGGCCAGGAAUUGCUUCGCCAAUUGCAAAUCCUGAUACUCUUCCCAGGCUUCGAUAUUUUGCAACAAAAGGUCGAUCUGAAGGUAGAUUUCAAGUUCACCAGGGUAGCCUUUGUAUUCCUCAUCGCUCUUGAAGAGGGCCUCCAUCAUCCGGAUGGAAAGCCUGGCCACGACCACUUCUCGCAGCUUAUGGCCGAUCUCAUACUAGAGUCUCUUCUUUAUGAGCAGUAUUACUCAGUAACAACCAACAUAACCGAAAAGACAAGCACUCAAACAAUUCUCGAGCACUCGGCUCGUUUACGUAGCCUCUGGGUUGCUCGUGGUCGUACAACCUUCGUUUCCGUGCUGGAAAGGAAUGUCCUAGCUAUCUUCACGGAACGAUACGCCAAGGAGUUAAGCUCUUAUGUAAACGACCCAAGCGCCGUUUCUGACCUAUGCUUGGCGAUACUCACUGAGAUUGGCGACAAUAGCACUACCGAGCGCACAACCAUCAACUUCGCAUUAGCAACGGUCAAGGCCAUCAACAACACUGUACGAAUAUUGAUGGUGGACCGCAAGGACUUCCUACGCGCUCAUGCAGUCGCGAAGUCUGGCUUCCAAUUCGCUAAUGCCCAACGUUUCUACCACGAUAAAAGCCGCGGCGUGAUCGGAUAUAAGCUCGCGCAGAUGCUUGCCGGUCACGACAUCCCAGGAUGGAAGCCGACCGAUGCAACGCAAAGAGAGUCUAUGCUUCAAUCAAGCCGUACCGUACUCCAAACUGUAUUUGCCGCUUUCCGUGAAGCUGGCGUCGACUUCGUCAGCCUACAUUUCGAGGACCUAUCCAGUCUUAUCAACUUGCUUGGCGACCAGAAGAACUACGGCGAACUCGAGACUCUCCUCAAGGCUCUCUGGCAGUCCCGAGAGAUCCAACGCAGCUGGUCCCCCGCGAAUGUUCUGCAAAUCGGACGAUUGCUUAUCGACGCGCACGUAUUGGCAUCACACAAUGACGAUGCCGUCGCAUUGGCCGAAAACCUCUAUUACAACGUGCGGGAAUCGCGUGGCGGUCUCGAUACCUACACUCUCGCUGUCGCCGACAAGUUGACUGUUCUACUAGCUCGCUUGGGCCGCUCGCGCGAAGCCGUUCGCGUCCAUAAUUGGGUUCUGCGCGAUCUUGAUGAACACAGUAUCUUCACUGCCAACAACGGUGAUGCGAAGGCAGAGAAAGAUCGUCUGCGCGCUACUGCCGACCAACAUCUUACCGGCUUGCGACGCUGCGGUUGGGCUUCCCGACCAGAGGGCGCACGUACUGCGACGGCCCUGCAUGCCAAGUUAGGUCAUCGCUAUGGUGGUCUGACGGUACCACCUGUUGAGAAGUGGGGUGCGGUUGAUCCUAAGAAAAAUAGGGACUUGACAUACUCGGAACCGACGACUUGGAGUCUCGAUGUUGAAAAGGAGACUACGAAGAGGGACUGGGUUGCUCCGGCCAAGGAGCGCUGGGGUUAUUUUGUAAGGACACCGGAGGUUGUUGCUUAAUUGGGGGAGUCGGAAUGGAAAUAACUGUACGAUUUGUGUAUUCGAAGGGAAUCGGCAGGUAAUAUGUUACGCUGUGGAGGAUAUGACGCUUCCGAAUCCCGGAUUUUUCUUUGCAUCCUCACUCUUUUCUUUUUACUUUGUUGACUUUGUUGAUUCUGUAUAUUAAUUCCGAACUGUACGAUCGGCUUCUCAAAAAUUUCAUAGUGUACCUGAUACUUCAUAAAUUCGCUCGGAUGUAUUCCUACUUCUGCUGACUCCGUGGUACAAUUUACCUUACUAGCAUCCGGGCUCAUUAUAACUGCAAUGCACCACAGCGCCCGUCCCCUAGAAAGGCCGACUUGCUACAGGGCGCUGUAAUGAAUUCGGGCUAUAAUUGCGGGGUGUGCGCUAUGAUUACAGUGAUAUCCUUCCCUUAGGCUGACAGUAAGUGAAAGACGAUUCACAUUGAGCGACGAGACCUUCGACCUAAUGCGUCGGAAUGGGGAUAUAUCGGAAACCAAUUUUAUAUAAACCCAUCUAUGCUAUGUGCGAGCGUUAUUUAAUCGAAUGAAAGCAUCAUAAAAUUGAUUUGGCAAGCGCAAG
Messenger RNA from Hypoxylon trugodes, 7188 nucleotides. RefSeq lists its product as uncharacterized. The transcript is spliced from 6 exons. Gene Ontology annotation, molecular function: ATP hydrolysis activity; protein binding. Lineage: Eukaryota; Fungi; Ascomycota; Sordariomycetes; Xylariales; Hypoxylaceae. The record is from RefSeq and is a predicted model, not a curated record. Bases 340 to 6606 code for a protein of 2088 amino acids.